Messenger RNA from Daphnia carinata, 2530 nucleotides. RefSeq lists its product as uncharacterized. Bases 287 to 1972 code for a protein of 561 amino acids. The record is from RefSeq and is a predicted model, not a curated record. NCBI's taxonomy places the organism in Eukaryota, Metazoa, Arthropoda, Branchiopoda, Diplostraca, Daphniidae. Gene Ontology annotation, cellular component: membrane. Gene Ontology annotation, molecular function: ligand-gated sodium channel activity. The transcript has 10 exons. Gene Ontology annotation, biological process: sodium ion transmembrane transport.
AUUUACAUAACUUUGCUCGCCAUGAAAUUUGAGCACGUAAAAAGAUAUAUGCACAGUAAGGAUGACAAGACUGGUCUUGCAUUUUCAUGACCUCUAGAUUGAAAAAUAACAAGGCCCGAUCAAAUGCACGAAGCAGAUGGGAGCAUCUGUUUGAUCCGGAUCAGCGCUAGUGUGUUGUUUUUUUUUCUCUGGCUGGAAACCUCCCGUCUAACAACACUCUCUGAUAUAAAGUUUAAAAAAAAACCUUAACUAAGCCGUUAACGAGUUCAGUUUCUCAGUGUCAACCAUGUUGAAGGAAAGGGUAGAAGCACCCCAACGCUUUCACCGACAAACUUGUGUACAACUAACCGAAGUCCAUCCGAAAUCCAAUACAUCCGCAAUGAAGAAACGCUGGACCGAAUUCAUCAGAGUAUCCACUUGCGCUGCUGUGGCUCGUCUUGGUGAUAAAUCGGCUCCAACAUUCGUCAAAGUUAUUUGGAAAUUCACGUUCAUUAUUGGGAUUGUCCUUACGACCGUCUCUACUUACUUCUCGACUUUAUCUUUCGUGGACAUGGCCGGCAACAGCGAAAUGUUAUUGCAAUCGAAUACAGCUAACUGGUUCGAACAUCCCAAAUAUCACAUCUGCACUUCCAGCACAUUCAACCUCACGAUCCUAGCAGAAAUGGGAUUUGUGGAUACCGAAAUGGUUUCGUAUCUGACCCUUUCGACAUCAUUCUUUGUCGUUUCACCUGUUCUUCUUCAGGAUGAACAAAGACAACGUCAGUUAGAAUCCAAAUUCAACGACAUACUCGAUCGAAAUAACAUCAGCGACUUUAACGAGAUCAUUCAGCGGGCCCUGCUCAAAUGCGAAGAUAUCAUUGCUGGUUGUAUUUCACCGGGCAUUUACGCGAACAGCGUCGAUUGUUGUUCCAAGUUUUUCCCGUCAGGCAGUUUUAUUUCAACGAGUGGUGCUUGCGUCACUACUCUCCACGCCCCGCCGUUGAUCCAACACAUUCCUUCCAUGACGUUCGGCUUUGUCGUCUUGGUUAGAGAUGUUCUGGAUUCACGGGAACUGGACAACUCGAUUGUGAAUCCGAUAAUGGCUAAUCAAAGGGGAAUCACAUUUUCAGCUAGUGACAAGUGGACAGAUCCAACAGUGGCUUUGCUCGCGGAGAAACAUCUGAGCCGCUUUGGCCUCUGGACUUCACUGGCCGUUUCCAAGACGAUUAUCAAUGACGAGGAAGUAGCUCGAUCAAUCUUGGCCAGAAAGGUCUGUGCCAUUCGGGACAAACUGGAUGGUUACCUCCAUUUAGUGCCCGGCUUCAGCAAGUAUACGGAAUCGAAUUGCAAGUAUGCGUUCCGUCAAAAGCUCGUCACGCAAACCGUCAGUUGUUACUUAGUGAAUUUACCCUACGCAGGAGACUUACCACCAUGUCGACCGCAGCAAUUGUUGGAGUUUGCGCGGAUGAUGAAACUCUGGUUUUUAGAUCCGAGAGAAAAUUUUAGAAAUCAAUCAUCGUACAACACGCUUUGCAAACUAGAUCACUUUGACGAAUGCGUCAGCGAAUGUUGGAAAGAAAAAUACCAGUUCUCAGCCAGCUAUGCUGAUUUGCAUUUUGGCUCUCAUUCGCUGUUCGGUAACUGGUCCAUCUCAUCUAAUCAAAGCAAACAUUUGGCGGCGCUUAAUUUUUAUUAUCCGACUUCCACGCAAACUUUACUCGUAAAUCAUUAUCCGACUAUCAACCAAUGGCUCGGAAUUUUGGGUGGGAACCUGGGUCUGUUUCUCGGAGCAAGUAUGGUGACUCUGGUCGAAGCGUUUGUCUUCUGUUUCAGCUGGUGUCGGUGGUCUCGAUCGAAUCGCCAAUCAAUUUCGGGAGACCGUCAAAUUAAAAUUGCUAAAAAAGGGAAGAAAUCUUUGGAAGAGAGUCAGCGCUUUGGUCGGCGCAAAUGGAUUAGAUUUAGUUUUCUUCUUCCCAUCCAAAAAAAAAUCUAAUUAGAUGUCAUGCCCCCAUUUCCAUUAUUUAUUUUAAUUCCCUAGGACUACGUUCUUUAAGCUAGAUAGACAUCAGUUCUUAUUUAAUGGUUGUAUCUUAAAUUCUAGUACGUGUUCCAGUCAUGCGUGUCCACAAUGUUACAUGUAGUUAAAGCUAGACUUUAGGCAACAGGGUCUUUUUUCAGGGACAUGGGGAAUUCGUUUAGUUUCACAAACGCUAAUUCAGUGAGCUGUUGGUCCAGCUGACAGCUGCCAAAAGAUUCCAUUUAGGUGGAAGAAAUGUAAUUAAAUUUCCAUCUGUGGUUAUAUAUGUUUAGCUAAAGCAAACGUGUAGCAUAUUAGACGUUAUUUUAAUUGCCUAUUUUCACAAGUGUUUGUUAAAAGGACACGAUUAAUGCAAAUAGAACGAAACAAGUGCGUGUUAGCUACGAAAGCCAAUCAGUACGUGCAAAAGCAAGCAGAACAUGAUUACCAAAAUCUGGUACGUCAUUGCUAAGUUGGAUCGAUUGGUAUAAAAAAAGCGACCUUUGCAGUUUAGAAGCACUAAUCGCCGUCUGU